This is a messenger RNA of Canis lupus familiaris (dog), 12709 nucleotides long. It is a transcript of the gene ADGRL3, whose product is annotated as adhesion G protein-coupled receptor L3. The coding region runs from base 732 to 5345 and encodes 1537 amino acids. Lineage: Eukaryota; Metazoa; Chordata; Mammalia; Carnivora; Canidae. Gene Ontology annotation, cellular component: glutamatergic synapse; cell-cell junction; membrane. The record is from RefSeq and is a predicted model, not a curated record. Gene Ontology annotation, biological process: brain development; synapse assembly; adenylate cyclase-activating G protein-coupled receptor signaling pathway. Gene Ontology annotation, molecular function: carbohydrate binding; G protein-coupled receptor activity. The transcript has 26 exons.
GCCGCUGCCGCCGCGCUCCCCGGGCUGCUGCUCCACGCUCCGCCGGACUCCGAACUUGUGCGCCCGCGGACCGGCGGGGACGUCUGAGCCCUCCGCGCUCCCGGCUCCGCUGCUGCCGCGCUGGGGCGCUGGGAGCCAGAAGACGCCGAGGAAGACCACGCAUUUGGUGCUGCUGCUGCUGCUGCUGCUGCUGCUGCUUUGCUCCUUUUUCUUUUUCUGAGCUCUCUUCCCCCUUCUCCCUCCUCCGCGGCCGGGUAGUAGAAGAAAGGGAGGAGGAGAGACUUUGUGUUGCUGUUGUUUCCCUGGCCGGGGGUGCGUGCGUGUGGGGGGGUCUCCGCCCUCCCGCCGCCGUCUCCGCGCCCGGGGGUCUGCUCCGGGGCCCGCCGGUCCUUUUGCCCCGGGCUCCAUGGCUGGAUUGUGGACCCUGCACCCGGCUGCAGCUUGUUGAGCGACUGAUGGGACGAUCUCAGGGACCGGCGGUCGCAAAAGAAAUGUUUAAAUGUUCAGUAAAUCGGAGAAAAGAACAUGGACUCUUAGCAACUGAAGAGCAUUAAAUUAAGGAUUCAAAUUUGGGAUACUGGUGUUUCUAUUUUUGAGAAAUUUUUUGUUUGAGGGAUUUUUUUUUUUUUAAUCAUCGUUCUUGGAGUAUAGAAGAGGAACCAGAAAGACACAUUUCAUUUCACAUUGGGAACACUCGCUUUUGAGGCACUCUCACACCCAAGUACACAGCCAUGUGGCCAUCACAGCUACUAGUCUUCAUGAUGCUUGUAGCACCAGUCAUUCAAGGUGGCAAGCACAGUGAGCGACAUCCAGGCCUCGCUGCUCCACUGCGACAUGCUGAGCGCAGCCCAGGAGGCGCUCUGCCACCCAGACAUCUCCUUCAGCAACCAGCAGCAGAGCGAGCCACUGCUCAUCGCGGACAAGGGCCCCGUGGAGCUACCAGAGGAGUUCGUGGUCCAGGUGCCCAAGGAGCCCAGAGUGCAGCCCAAGCUUUCAGCCGUGCCCCAAUUCCGAUGGCUGUGGUUCGCAGAGAGCUCUCCUGUGAGAGCUACCCCAUAGAGCUCCGCUGUCCAGGAACAGAUGUCAUCAUGAUAGAAAGUGCCAACUAUGGGAGGACUGAUGACAAAAUUUGUGACUCUGACCCUGCUCAGAUGGAGAAUAUACGAUGCUAUCUGCCAGAUGCCUAUAAGAUUAUGUCUCAAAGGUGCAAUAACAGAACGCAGUGUGCAGUGGUGGCAGGUCCUGAUGUUUUUCCAGACCCGUGUCCAGGAACCUAUAAAUACCUUGAAGUGCAGUAUGAAUGUGUCCCUUACAAAGUGGAACAAAAAGUUUUUCUUUGUCCUGGACUACUAAAAGGAGUGUACCAGAGUGAACACUUGUUUGAAUCUGACCACCAAUCUGGGGCAUGGUGCAAAGACCCUCUACAGGCCUCUGACAAGAUUUAUUAUAUGCCCUGGACUCCCUACAGAACUGAUACCCUGACGGAGUACUCAUCCAAGGAUGACUUCAUCGCUGGAAGGCCAACUACAACCUACAAGCUCCCUCAUAGGGUGGAUGGCACAGGAUUUGUAGUGUAUGAUGGAGCUUUGUUUUUCAACAAAGAGCGCACCAGGAACAUAGUAAAAUUUGAUUUGCGGACUAGGAUAAAGAGUGGAGAGGCUAUCAUAGCAAAUGCCAAUUACCAUGAUACCUCCCCUUACCGAUGGGGAGGCAAGUCUGACAUAGACCUCGCAGUGGAUGAAAAUGGGCUAUGGGUAAUCUAUGCAACAGAACAAAAUAAUGGUAAAAUUGUCAUUAGUCAAUUGAACCCUUAUACCCUACGGAUUGAAGGGACAUGGGAUACUGCAUAUGAUAAAAGAUCAGCUUCCAACGCAUUUAUGAUUUGCGGGAUUCUGUAUGUGGUCAAAUCUGUAUAUGAGGAUGAUGAUAACGAGGCCACAGGGAAUAAGAUUGACUACAUUUACAACACCGACCAAAGUAAGGAUAGUUUGGUGGAUGUACCCUUUCCCAAUUCAUACCAAUACAUAGCAGCUGUGGAUUACAACCCCAGGGACAACCUUCUGUACGUGUGGAAUAACUAUCAUGUCGUGAAAUACUCUUUGGAUUUUGGACCUCUGGAUAGCAGAUCAGGGCAGGCACAUCAUGGACAGGUGUCUUACAUCUCUCCGCCAAUUCACCUUGACUCUGAGCUAGAAAGACCCCCUGUUAGAGAAAUCUCUACCACAGGACCUCUUGGCAUGGGAAGCACCACCACCAGUACCACUCUGCGGACCACAACUUGGAGCCCCGGGAGGACCACCACCCCAUCCAUGUCAGGAAGAAGAAACCGGAGUACCAGCACCCCAUCUCCAGCUGUGGAGGUGCUUGAUGACAUUACCACACACCUGCCAUCAGCAUCCUCCCAAAUCCCAGCUCUGGAAGAGAGCUGUGAAGCUGUGGAAGCCCGAGAAAUCAUGUGGUUCAAGACCCGUCAAGGACAGAUGGCCAAGCAGCCAUGCCCUGCAGGAACGAUAGGAGUAUCAACUUAUCUCUGCCUGGCUCCUGAUGGAAUCUGGGAUCCCCAAGGACCAGAUCUUAGCAACUGUUCUUCUCCUUGGGUCAACCAUAUAACACAAAAGUUGAAAUCUGGAGAGACAGCUGCCAACAUUGCUAGGGAAUUGGCCGAACAAACAAGAAACCAUUUGAAUGCUGGAGAUAUCACCUACUCAGUCCGUGCCAUGGACCAGCUGGUAGGCCUCCUAGAUGUACAACUUCGGAACUUGACCCCAGGUGGAAAAGAUAGUGCUGCACGAAGUUUGAACAAGCUUCAGAAAAGAGAGCGCUCUUGCAGAGCCUAUGUCCAGGCAAUGGUCGAGACAGUUAACAACCUCCUCCAGCCACAAGCCUCAAAUGCGUGGAGAGACCUGACUACAAGCGAUCAACUACGUGCAGCCACCAUGUUGCUUGACACUGUGGAGGAAAGUGCUUUUGUGCUGGCUGAUAACCUUUUGAAGACUGACAUCGUCAGGGAGAACACAGACAAUAUUCAAUUGGAAGUCGCAAGGCUGAGUACAGAAGGAAACUUAGAAGACCUAAAAUUUCCAGAAAACAUGGGUCACGGAAGCACCAUCCAAUUGUCUGCCAAUACAUUAAAACAGAAUGGCCGAAACGGAGAGAUCAGAGUGGCCUUUGUCCUGUACAAUAACUUGGGUCCUUAUUUGUCCACGGAGAAUGCCAGCAUGAAGUUGGGAACAGAAGCUAUGUCCACCAAUCAUUCUGUUAUUGUCAAUUCCCCUGUUAUUACCGCAGCAAUAAACAAAGAGUUCAGCAAUAAGGUUUAUUUAGCUGAUCCUGUGGUGUUCACCGUUAAACAUAUUAAGCAGUCUGAGGAGAAUUUCAACCCUAACUGUUCAUUUUGGAGCUAUUCCAAGCGCACAAUGACAGGUUAUUGGUCAACACAAGGCUGUCGGCUCCUGACAACAAAUAAAACACACACUACAUGCUCUUGUAACCACCUAACGAAUUUUGCAGUACUGAUGGCACAUGUGGAAGUUAAGCACAGUGAUGCGGUCCAUGACCUUCUUCUGGAUGUGAUCACAUGGGUUGGAAUUUUGCUGUCCCUUGUUUGUCUCCUGAUUUGCAUCUUCACAUUUUGCUUUUUCCGCGGGCUCCAGAGUGACCGUAACACCAUCCACAAGAACCUCUGCAUCAGCCUUUUUGUAGCUGAACUGCUCUUCCUGAUUGGGAUCAACCGAACUGACCAACCGAUUGCCUGUGCCGUUUUCGCUGCGCUCUUACAUUUCUUCUUCUUGGCCGCCUUCACCUGGAUGUUCCUGGAGGGAGUGCAGCUCUACAUCAUGCUGGUGGAGGUUUUUGAGAGUGAGCAUUCACGAAGGAAAUACUUCUACCUGGUGGGCUACGGGAUGCCCGCGCUCAUUGUGGCUGUGUCAGCUGCGGUAGACUACAGGAGUUAUGGAACAGAUAAAGUAUGUUGGCUCCGACUUGACACCUACUUCAUUUGGAGCUUUAUAGGACCAGCGACCUUGAUAAUUAUGCUUAAUGUAAUCUUCCUUGGGAUUGCUCUAUAUAAAAUGUUUCAUCAUACUGCCAUUCUGAAACCUGAAUCGGGCUGCCUUGAUAAUAUCAACUAUGAGGAUAACAGACCCUUCAUCAAGUCAUGGGUAAUAGGUGCAAUAGCUCUUCUCUGCCUAUUAGGAUUGACCUGGGCCUUCGGACUCAUGUAUAUUAAUGAAAGCACAGUCAUCAUGGCGUAUCUCUUCACCAUAUUCAAUUCUCUACAGGGAAUGUUUAUAUUCAUUUUCCAUUGUGUCCUACAAAAGAAGGUACGAAAAGAGUAUGGGAAAUGCCUGCGAACGCAUUGUUGUAGUGGCAAAAGUACAGAGAGUUCCAUUGGCUCAGGGAAAACAUCUGGUUCUCGAACUCCUGGACGCUACUCCACAGGCUCACAGAGCCGAAUUCGUAGAAUGUGGAAUGACACGGUCCGAAAGCAGUCAGAGUCUUCCUUCAUUACUGGAGAUAUAAACAGUUCAGCGUCACUCAACAGAGAGGGGCUUCUGAACAAUGCCAGGGAUACAAGUGUCAUGGAUACUCUACCACUGAAUGGUAACCAUGGCAAUAGUUACAGCAUUGCCAGUGGUGAAUACCUGAGCAACUGUGUGCAAAUCAUAGACCGUGGCUAUAACCACAACGAGACCGCCCUAGAGAAAAAGAUUCUGAAGGAACUCACUUCCAACUAUAUCCCGUCUUACCUGAACAACCACGAGCGCUCCAGUGAACAGAACAGGAAUCUGAUGAACAAGCUGGUGAAUAACCUCGGCAGUGGGAGUGAAGACGAUGCCAUUGUCCUGGAUGAUGCCACCUCCUUUAACCAUGAGGAGAGUUUGGGCCUGGAACUCAUUCAUGAGGAAUCUGAUGCUCCUUUGCUUCCCCCAAGAGUUUACUCUGCAGAGAACCACCAGCCACACCAUUACACCAGAAGGCGGCUCCCCCAAGACCACAGUGAGAGCUUUUUCCCUUUGCUAACCAACGAGCACACAGAAGAUCUCCAGUCACCCCACAGGGACUCUCUGUACACCAGCAUGCCGGCACUGGCUGGUGUGCCUGCCGCAGAGAGCGUUACCACCAGCACCCAGACCGAACCCCCACCGGCCAAAUGUGGUGAUGCCGAAGAUGUUUACUACAAAAGCAUGCCAAACCUAGGCUCCAGAAACCACGUCCAUCAGCUGCACACCUACUACCAGCUGGGUCGCGGUAGCAGUGAUGGAUUUAUAGUUCCUCCAAACAAAGAUGGGACCCCUCCAGAGGGCAGUGCAAAAGGACCAGCUCAUUUGGUCACUAGUCUAUAGAAGAUGACACAGAAAUUUAAACCAACAAAACUGCUAACACCUGGUUGACUGUUCUGAGUUGCUAUAAGCAGUGGUAAUAAUGUGUGUACUCCUAAAUCUUUAUGCUGUUCUCGAAAGACAAACUCUGAGACUUUUUUUUUUUUUUUUUUUAAACUGGGAUUUUUAGGUCAGCCCAGGGGAGAAAGAUAACUGCUGAAAUUCCCCUGUGCCCUCUCCUUUCCUGUCUUUCCCCCUCAGAUGGAGACUUCAUUAUGUUAAUGAACGAGAUAUGAAGAAAAUGGCGCUCAUUGUGGCCUUGUUGAAUUCUGUUGUGUUUGUUCUAACAUCUCUGAUGCUCUGUUACUAUCGUUACAAGGACCUGAUUUUUAAAAGGCCAGAAUGGUUGUUUGAAAUUAGUAACAAUGCUGCAUCUAGAUUGGAGUGCUGCACAAACAAACAUAAAAACAAAGCAAAACUGUAUCACAUAGUGGUUUUUCGUCACUCACAACCUGAAUUCACCACAGCCGGGAUAGCUGUGGAAUACAAAAUAAAACAACAAAAUUAAUACUGAAAUGGAGGGGAAUUCUAGAAUUAUAUGCUAAAUGCAUAUUUUACGAUUUGCUGUAUUAACUGAUGAUAAAACUAAUGGCAGAAAAAAAUUGAACAAUUUCUAUGUAAUGUACAGAUACUAGCAUUGCACAUAUAGUCAGCUUUCUGUUCCUCCAGAAUUUGAGUCCUGUUAAUGUAGUGGAAAAAAAGAGAUAUUUUCUUUUUCUUUCGUGCUGGUCUUGCAAGUUUGUCUACCAGUAAGAGAGCAAAGUUUCCUUCCUUUCUUCUUUCUUUUCUUCCUUCCUUCAUUUUCUUUCCUUUUUUCUCUUUUUUCUUUCUCUUUUUUUCUUUCUUUCUUUCUUUCUUUCUUUCUUUCUUUCUUUCUUUCUGCUUUUUCUUAUUGCUUUUUUCCUUUAAAACGUCACCUGGCAAAAAAAUAAAUAAAUAAAUAAAUGAAACUAUCACUUUAUAAGAAUCAUUUUCUAGUAAUACAAACAAAUUAUUUUUUACAAAAAAAAUAAAAUAAAUAAAAUUAGACUUCCUUCCCUCACUAUAUAUCUUUAUUCAGUCAGAGUAUUUCCAGAAGCAUUUUUGCAAAUUAGAGCAGGACAAACUUUUAUGUUUACAGCGCACAUCUGUUGUAAUGCAAAGCAUAUUUGGCAAGCAGUUUAUCACCAAGACAGUAGCUAUGAUUCUAGAAGUCAAGAGGUGUCAAUAGAACUAGUGGGGCUUCUGCAUGUGGAAAAAAAAAAAAAAAAAAAAAAAACGAUAUCCCAUAGGCGUUAAAGUGCUGAAUGCUCAGUCUGAUCCCCAAGUGGGCACCUGCACUACCAAUUUUUAAAGGAAAUUCACUCCCUUGUAGUAAGAAAUGAAAGGUCAAGUUAUUUUGAAGUGAUUUUUUUUUUAAAAGACUCUUCUGUUUAUUAACAGGAAAAUUUAUUUAUUUGACAGGAUUUUAAGUAAUGUAGGAAUACAAGAGGUAAAUUAGCAGCACAUAUAAUUUUUUUUUAAAUUUAUGAUCCAUUUUGUAUGGUCUCAAAGUUGGAUGACCUCAUUACUAAUAUUUGUUGUAAAAGUGAAACUUGUUUGCCAACCAAUAAACAACUGAUUGAGAUUUAGAAGAUAUUGUUUUGAUGUAUGUACUAUAUGAUUAAUUAUUCUUUUCAUUUUUCUCGUCUUUCUUCUGUUUUCCUUAUAUAUACUUUGCCAAUCCUCUAUGGCCCAAAGGAGCUAUGCGAAAGAAAUCAAAUCUGCCUAGAUGGAUAACCUAAGCACAAAAUUAUACCGUUUUUGCAGAGAGAGUAAACCAGGAAAAUAGGAUGGACACGUUUAUGUUGGAAAAAAAAAGAUAUAUUACUCACUGUUAAGCAGGUUAAUAUAUGUUACUGUGUGCUUAUUUUAUAAAACAGCUGCAGUCACUAUGCCUGCUAUAAAAACCAGCUUCAAUCAGAGAUUUAAGUAUUGAAUUGGAUGAGUGGGUGGGUCACGUAUUUUCCUUCCUUGUAAGUUCCAUCUUGAUGGUAGAAAUUUAAAGUCACUCAAUUGGCUAAAAACUGCCAGAAUAGUGGCAAAAAAGAAUAUCCAUUUUAUAAAGAUAAUAGAAGUUAUUUAUGCUAAUUUUUCUUGUCCUCUAUACGGAAAAAAAGCCCUUUCAAAGUAACUUUGCAGAUCUCCAAUUACUGAAGAAGCUUUACCAAGAGUGUCUGUCUAAGGAUGGAAUCCCUUCUAGAGCAAAGUCAGAAUGAAUUUGCCAAAUUAUAAUUUCUCUUAUACUAUGUGAUAGUCCGAUGAUUUGUUUUUUUCUUUUUUCUCCCAAAAUCUAAACACCACCCAUCUAUAAAUUAAUUUCCUAAAUUAAGAUGAGAAGGAGUAGUUUACAGAAUAGCCAGUAACCUAUAUAUAGUUUAAAAAUAUAAGACAAAAAAAGAUUUUCUAUGCUGGGCCAGAGUACAUCAAAACCUUAAUAUCACCUCAGAAUAUCUUAUGCAUCAUUCCUUUUUGGUCACUUAACAUAAGUAUUUUUUAAGUAUCUGGAUUUUUUUUUUUUUUUAAGUUGCAGGAGACCCUCAAGCUUUACUGGUAAUUAGGUUCUCACAUACCACACUAUGGCAAUAUUAGCACCUGACAGGUGGUUAGCCUAUCUGUUGCAUAGAGUACAUCUGGCAAUGAAAGAACCCUUUUUAGACAAGUUUAAGGUAACUUCAGAAACACAGAUGUGAUCUGUGGAUUAUGAGCACUUAUGCUUGUUUUGCCAAUUCAACAGAAAUCUAUGUGAAAGCAGCUCUGUCGGUAAGAAGCUAGUUUCACAGAACAAUGGGGAAACUACCUCAACUCAGCUUGCUGAUGCUGCCAAUUCUGAUUUUCUGAUAUUGCUACCUCCCUGCCCGUUAUCUCUUACGUUUCAUUACGUGGAAAUUUGAAACAGGUAGCCUCCCCAGCUUUACAUAGACCAAGCUGAGGAAAAUCAAUUGAACACAAACUGAUGCAGAAGGCGAUUUAGUACUGUCAGUUACUACCAAGCUCUUGAAUCAAGAUGAAAGGAUGAGAUUUUAAAAUUUGAGUACAUCAGAAUUGUGCUUUUAGAAAGACUUAAGAUCCCAAAGACUUUUACAGAAAGAGAUUGUUCCCCCAAGUUUUAUGCCACUAUAAUACAAACAAAACUGUAGAUAAAGGAGUUAAUUAUGUAUACAUUUCAAUAGAAAUUUGUGUAUAUCUAACAUGUAUUGAUUUAGUCCGUUCUACACUAGCAAGGGUUGAAUUCCUGAGCUUGAUUCUUUCCCCAUGUAUUUCCUUCUGUAGCUAUUGAAAAAUUAAUAAUUUUAAAUUUUUUCUUGUUUUUUUUACCACCUUUGGUUGACUAUGUUUCAGUACCCUGUGCCAUUCAUGACCUACUUAUCUGCAUAUUUCUGAUGUGUUUAUCUGAUUUUCUAGAGGUAAAUUUUCAUCAAACAGACGUACUGUACAAACAUAGCACAUAACUGAUAGCUGCGAGUUAAAGUUAUGCCAAUGAGACAGACUCAUUAUUAUUUCCUAGUAAAAUAAUAUUUUUAUAAUAUUUUACUCUUAAACUUCUUUUUUUAUUUUUGAGGUCUAUUUCUAUGGUACUUUAUCAGGACAUUAGCUAACAAACCUCAUGUUUAGCUGAUUCACAGACUAUUGGAUUGUUGCACAGCCCAUGUUCCUAAUUGAUAUUUAUGGAGAAAUCUACAUUUUGUGAGGGAGAAAUAGGUUUAACUUCCAUUAAGUUUUUUGAGUAUCCCUCUAGUUCCACUCUAUCAAAGUUAAAAAUACCAUAGUUGAAUAAUAAAUUGCUAUGCUAGAAUAAUCAUAAUGACAAAAAAGCUCUUGUGUGAGAACAAUUACUUUGAAAUAAAAAUAAUCAGGAAACUGCAUUAAUCAAAUGAUGAUGAUGGAAAUACCCUUAACUUCCUGUCCAACAAAUUCACAAAGACUCUAAAUUAAAGUGUGGUUUAUGAUAUGUAUUUUUAAAAUUCCCAUUAACCUAAAAGUGUCAACAUAUUGAUAAAAGAUCUUUAAAAUUUAGUGUUUUAAACUUAGUUGGUAUGAUGAAACUUUUCAUGGUAAUGGAGAUAAACAUAUAAGAGAAUUGGUAAUAUUCACAUAGAACCUGUAGACUUAGUUUUACGCAAUAUCUUCAGCUUUUUCCCCACACAUGUUCAGAUUGAUUGACUGGUUUGAUUACUUUAAAAAAUGACAUUAAAAAGGUUAGAUUGACUUUCUGCAUCAUAGAGACCAACAGGGAAAAGAAAAAUAGUUUCUGGGUUGUCCAAGAUCAACUCCAAUCUCAUCAAUAAUCAUCUCCUAUUAGUGAAAGAAUAAUCUAUCUUUAGUUAUUCAUUUGUACUGUACCAAAGUGCUACCGCUUGAGAUGUUUUUGGAACAAACAAAACACUAUAGAACUACUGUGAAUGUCAAUUCAGAUUUAGAGAGAGAGAGAGAGAUAAAUAAACCCAAACCCUAAUUCGAUUUUGAGCAAUUCUAAAAAUAUUGACAUGAAUAUAUUUUCUUCUCUAACAAAAGUAUCUGAGAUAAAUAACGAUUGUACAAUCUUCCUAGUAUAUUGUAGUACCAAGGUAUUAAGAUUUAAUUAGUUCAUGAUUAUAACUUACCGCAUAAAUACUUGCUAUGCAUUUCUAAAAAUACUUUAAAUAUUUCUUAUGUUAGAUUUCUGUGCAUUAAUAAAUUAGGAACAUGGAAGCAUAAGAGUGAAGCAGAAACAUUACAAAAUAUCUUAUAGAAGCAUUUUUGUGCAAGUGAAUUAAUUCAACGUGGAGAGAUUCUUUGAGAUCAUAAAAUAGAUUUAAUGGAUCCCAACCAUAAAUUCAUUUUUGAAAUCACCAAAUCCAUCAUUUUUAAGCCAUCUGAAAAAUAUUGAUAAAUAUCUGAAUUUUCACUUCUAAUUAAAAAGUGUUGGUAGCUGCUUCUUUCCUGCCUAGGCCAGAAGAGGAAUCUUUCCUAUUUGUUAAAUAUCCUGUUUACUUCUACUUACCCCUUUGUUUUAAAAGUGAAAUAAAUCUUUAAAUUUCACCUAUUCACAUACUUACCAUACUUUGAUUCCUUUUAUUUACAGCUGCAGAGGAAAUAACUUUGUGACUUUUGCAAUGAAACAGGUAGUUAUUAUGGUUUUGCCUAUUUUCAUUCUUAAUAAAGUUGUUGCUAUACCCUCUUUCAAAAACUGAAAAGUCAGCACGUCUCUAACAUUUAGGACCUUUAAGUUAUUAUUCAGAUGUCUUCAUUUCAACUAUGUUUUGAUGUUUCUUUCUCUCUCAUAGUAAUACGUGACACAAAUUUUUCUCAUUUACUUUGUGUCCCAUUAGAGUAUUUCAAAGGUAAAUGCAAACUAUGAUGUUUAAGAAGGCAUGUGAAAGGCGAACUUUGACUUUAUAUGAAGAAGUCAAGGAAGACUAUAUGAGGAAAAAAAGCUUCCAUUUGGAUAACCAGAUCUUUUCAAUCACAAUAUGAACAGAAGAAGGGCAGAACCAAAUUGGCAGACUUCUGGUGAGGUAGCAGGACCUAAAUUAGAAUUACAAAGAAAAAAAUUCCAGGAAAAAAUAAUGAAAUCGUUCAGCGUGAUAAAAAUCUUAGUGUACCAAAUGCUACUGAUGUGUUCAAAUAAAAUUGAAGUAUACCAUAUUAUAAUUUUAUUCUGCUAAUUCCACAGGGAACUCUAAACACUUUCCACACCAGAUAUUUCUUGUCUAGCCACACCUUGUCUCAAGGAAACAUGAAUAUUUUAUAAAUAUUUCUGAAAUACAAGUAUUUUUGCCUCAAGUCACUUUCACUCUCUAAUCUGCUUACUCUAUUGUAUGCCAACACAGUUAAUGCUACUAGUAGCUUUGUACCUUUUAGAGCUUUAUUAUGGAUCUUUCUAAUAAACAUUAAAUUAAUAUUAAAUUGGAAUUAUGUACAUUGUGCAAGAUAAUUCAUAACCAAGCAAGAUUCAUAUUACAGGAUAAUCUAUUAUAUCUAUGAAUAUUACAUUGAGACUGAACAAAUAAUUACACAGCUAAAAAUAUUACUCUCAAGGCCUCUCUCUCUUCAAUUAUUGUAGUCAAUUCGUUAAAUUCUGCUGACAGUUGUAUGACCUGUUAUCAAAGUACUCCAUAAUCCAAAUGUGUCUAAAAGUAUUCCCAAUGCUUCUUUCAUUCUAGAAUGCUAAAGUUUGAAAGAAGAGGAAAGGAAAGCCGACUUCUAAGGAUCUAAUUUAGAUUAACAUUGCCAUUCAGAAUGAAUAAUUUUGAAAUGAGAAUGUUCCACUCUGUGAACUAAGGUUAUUAAAGAUUUACAGUUAGUCCAAUAUUGGAGGAUUUUAAAUUUUAAAAGAGUUAAGUUUUUCUCAAUGGCCCAAGACUGCAGAAUUUCACACUACAUUGGCAAGGAAAUGUGUUGAAAUUCCAUACCUUAAGUAACUUUUUAAAGGUUACAAAUUCCCUGAUUUUUCUGAAGGUAAAACUGGCAAAAUGAUCCUGGCUUCAAAAUGAAAUGGCUUGGUUGACUUCGAAAAUGUUUGGCAAAAAUUAUGAAUGUCAUCAACUCUUUAACAGUAGGUAGAGGUCUUUGUGGGGGAACUCAGGAUACAGUGACUAGAACACAGUGUCUUCUUAUGCUGACCACUGCCGAGUCUUCUGGAGCAUUUUCAAUGCCUUGAAUUUCAAGUUGUCACAAUGUCUUAUGUUUUGAAUAACAUCAUGAAUCAAGAAAGAUGAGGAAAAAACAUUUAAAGUUGGUUUUCAUGCCUCAUUUCAGAAUAAAGAUUUCCUUUACCAUCCUAAGUAAUAAAAGAUGAUAUGUCUUGAAACAGCUGUAGACAAUCAGAAUGUGUUCAUUUAUAAACAAGUCUUUUUUGUAUAUUCUAGCACUAAUCUUUGCCUAUGAACUACAAAAUCAAUACCCAUAGAGUCAGCUUGAUUUCCUUUCACUGGGCUUCUGUGAAUGCAUUUGGAAGUAGAAGGAUAAUCCGGGAAGUUUUUCCAUACUGUUUUCCCACUUGCCAAACAUUAAAUCUAAUUCAAGAUAAAUCUUUUAAAAAAAAGUUUGUUUUUAAAAAUAAGUAAGUGACUUCUCAUUGAUAGGAACAAUUUCUUUUUUUUUUUUUUUAGGAACAGGAAUAUAGCUAUCACAGGCUCUGUUCUCUUACCAUUCUCAUAUAGUUACAGGUGGAAUUAAUCUCAUCAUAUACACCUACCAGAUUUAUCUAUUGGAUUUUUUUGCCCUUGUACAAUCUUUCCAGACUUUUUUUUUUCAUAAAUGCUCUGUACAAUCACAUGUAAAAUCAUGAGCUACAAACCUCAAUAAAAAAUGUCAGUAAACAAUAA